This is a messenger RNA of Hippoglossus stenolepis (Pacific halibut), 4100 nucleotides long. RefSeq names its product 7 transmembrane receptor domain-containing protein. The record is from RefSeq and is a predicted model, not a curated record. Gene Ontology annotation, biological process: G protein-coupled receptor signaling pathway. Bases 344 to 1471 code for a protein of 375 amino acids. The transcript is spliced from 4 exons. Gene Ontology annotation, molecular function: neuropeptide Y receptor activity; neuropeptide binding. Lineage: Eukaryota; Metazoa; Chordata; Actinopteri; Pleuronectiformes; Pleuronectidae. Gene Ontology annotation, cellular component: neuron projection; plasma membrane.
GUGUGGAUCCAAAAUAUGCUAAAUAAAGGGAGAAUAGGUAGGAGGAGGCACAGCUUAUGGGUGAUUGUGGUGGUAAUGUGGGUCCCUCUUCUUUCUCCCUCCCUCUGUCCCUCUGAAUCUCAGUGCUGAGUGAGACAACACCGUGCCUGCCCGACUCCUCAAAUCACUGUGGCAUUCUGUAAAAGCUGCAGGGAAGCUUGAUGUAAGAUCUGCAACCAGAGAGAAACGGGGUGAAGAAAAGGAGAAGAAAAUCCACUCAUAUUGCUGAACUGCAGAGACGCCACACAAGGAUUUUCCCGGUGUCUCCGGUCUUGAACAUCUGCACAGGUUGGUCUGCAGAGACAUGGAUAUUUUCAUGGAUUUCAGUGUGACCAGUAACAUCAGCCACGAAACAGGACAAGAAGGCAGUAAAAGCCAAGGACUCAACCGCAGCGACCCCCUGGACAGUUUCGUGGGCAUGGAGCUUCUUCUGCGUUUCAAACCCCUCUUCUUACCUCUCUACUGCCUCGUAGUGGCCGUGGCCGGGGUGGGAAACUCCAUCCUGUUGGCUUGCAUCCUGGCUGACAAGAAACUCCACAAUGCCACAAACAUUUUCAUCGGAAACUUGGCUGCAGGCGACCUGCUGAUGUGUUUGAGCUGCGUUCCUCUGACUGUGUCUUAUGCCUUCGACAGCCAUGGCUGGGCCUUUGGGAGGCCCCUGUGCCACCUGGUCCCCUUGCUGCAAUGUGCCACGGUGUUCGCCUCAGUGCUUUCACUCACUGCCAUCGCCGUGGACCGCUAUGUUGUUGUAGGUAAGGGCAAUGGAAGUAACUACAAUGUCUGUGUUUGUUUCCUUUCUGUGUCAGCUCACCCGGUUCGGAAGAGGAUUUCUGUGUGGGGCUGUGGUGCAGUGACUCUGGGUGUAUGGCUCUUAUCUCUGGCUCUGGCCGCACCUCCCUCUCUCUAUACUCGGUAUGUGGACCUGCGGCCGAGUGGUAUCGACUUGGUGGUUUGUGAAGAAUUCUGGCCAAAUAGUGGCAAUCUGCGGCUGCUUUAUUCCUGCUUCAUCCUCAUAGCCUCCUAUAUGAUCCCCCUGCUGUCCGUCAGCAUGUCCUACUGUGCCAUCACUGUCAGCCUAAAGCGCUAUUCAAUACCCGGGGAGCCAUCCAACAGUCAGCAGCGCUGGAGCCAAAGGAGGAAGAAGACCUUCUAUCUUCUGGUGGCCUCAGUUCUGGCCUUCGCCCUGUGUUGGCUACCACUGCAGGUCCUGAACCUGUUGCUGGACCUGGACCCGGACUUCCACUUCAUAGGGAAGCGCUACAUUAAUGUCUUACAGGUCUGCUGCCAUUUAGUAGCUAUGAGCUCUGCGUGCUACAACCCGUUCAUCUACGCUUCACUGCACAGCAAAGUCCGCAUGCACCUGAAAGGCUACCUCUGUCCUUGCCGCAAGCGUCAGAGCGCAGUGCUGGAGACGGCGACAUCAAGGAGCUGAUUUCAACCUGUGUCUGCUACUACUACUAUUGCUGCUAAUACUACUACUGCUGCUGCUGAUAAUACUACUACUACUUCUACUGAUGCUACUACUACUACUACUACUACUACUACUACUACUACUACUACUACUACUACUACUCACAAGCUAACACCUGCAACCCUAAAAUGGAUGUUAAUGAAAUAUGAAGCUUCUCUGCAUAUAUACAUUUAAAUAAUUUUUACAUCAUUUUGUGACUUGUACAGUGUUACCAGAGGUAAUUCUAAAUAAGGUUACUUAUUACAAACAGGAAAAGAUCAAGUCCAGACUGGCGUUCAUUUUUAUGAUGAAGAAGAUUAAGUCAUCCAUUCGGAUCCCUGUGCUUUUCUUGGAUGGCUGAGCUGCUGGUGUCAACAUUAAGCAGAUGCUGCAGCAUAAACAUACUCUUUGGCUCUGACUUGUGCUGGAUGCUGAGACCAGGGAUGGUUACUGAGCUCACAGAGUCUGGUUUUAUGUGAACACUAUACGCUUGACUUCACGGGAGACAUGGAUUUGGAACAUGAAGACAAGGCUAAAGACAAAAUGUGAUUUAAAUGUCUCUUAUAUCCUAUUUCAGUUAUGUCAUAUUAUAUAUUAUGGCUAACAUAUAACAUAUCUUCUACAUUAUAUUAGAUUGCUCUCUUAAAAUGCACAUGUUUUACCUGCUAUUUUACUUUCAUUGUGUUAUUUGGCUCCAAUGUCUAACUGUGCACACAGAUAAAUAACUGUGUGUUUGUGUGUAUGUAGCAGUACAGUUGUGUGGAUCUAGGCCUGUAUGCAGCAGUAUAUGCAGCUGAAAUCUUAAAAGCCCUGCUUGUGAAAUGUAAUCAGUUCUAAAUAUAUAAUGGCUGAAUGGCUGAAUGGCAGUGAGGCUAAUAAACGGAGUCUCAUUGCUUUGGCUCUGUCUGGAAAACAAGAUUUACACAAUGAUCAAUUCAAUAUUCAAACCAUGAACAAUAAAGCCAGCCAUCAGUGUCGGUGUUCUGACGCCACUUCUGUUGCAUUUCCAUCAACUAAGAUUAAUCAUUUUUUGUUUAUCAAGGUCUGGCAAUCAAGUCAAUUUCAAACACAUCUCCUGUGAAAAAGAUUCACCAUGAGAAGCAGCUCUUUUGAUCCAAAUCACAUUUAGGCCACGUGGAUACUUAGUUAUUAUGAGGUCUACAGUUUUCACAAUUAUUAUUACUGUUUAUGAUUUUAUGAUUUAUGAUUACAUUUAUGAUCGUUUAUUAUUUUUUCCGCAAUUAAAUGGAAGGUUGCAUCUUUGCAUUUCACACAAUAAAAGCAUUAUAGCACACAGCACAUUGUCUGUCUGCAGAAAUACCACAACACUGUGUGUUCCAUCCGCCCACAAAGGGGUGGCACAGGAGGCUUGAACCAAAAUAACCAGAAUCUAUUGGUCAGCCUACUGACAGGAACCAAGUGACCCAGUGUAGCUUUAGCUGAAGGUGACAAGACCCAGAUUUCCAGCCAAUGCACCUGAGGCCAACUGUCACCUUUCAACAAUCACAUUACUUUGCUGCUCAGCAGACGAGACUGCGGUCAACUCCACUCAGUCUGAUUCUUUCCCUGGUGGUGAUUCUGAGAGGGUCUGCAGGAGUCACUGCUCCGUUCUUCACAGGGGAGGUCAGUUCCUCAACUGCCCUCAUACCAGGCACAGUGUCCGUUCCUUGGUUAUCAUCUAUCUUCCAUCUAUCUACCAACACUCUGAUUAUUUGCUGAAUGUCAUUUGUGGUCAUUUGACUGACAUACCCACAUCACACAUCAUCACAUUCUGUUGCUUUUGAUGCAUUUUUCAGCUGAGUCGUUUCCUCAUUUCAAACCAGAGCUGCUUGAAGGGGAAAAAAUCUAAUAUUUUGAAGAAUAAGGUUGUUUAUGUUGUAAUUUUACAUGAACAAAGUCCUAAUUUUAUGAGAAUAAAGUUGUAAUUUUAGGUUACAUGUCAUUUUAAAAGGGGGGAUAUCAGCCUGUCACCUGCAUUGAAAAUGAGGAGUGUGAAGCAUCUUGAUCAGUUAUGAUGCGGCUCUUAAAAAUAAGAAACUAAAAUAAACAAAUAGCCAACAAACUGUGCAAAAACAAUUACACGUAAAUUAUUGCACUGUGGACGUAAAAGUCCAAAUUAAAGUAUUAUUUUUCUGCCUCUCACAGCAACAAGUGUGACGCUAUGAUGUAGAAAAAUUCCAUUCAAACAACACAAAGAUGAAAAAUAAUUAGGAUGCAGAGUUGAUAUUUUGUCCUCUUUUAAUUAUAGAGAUCAAGUUCUGACUUUCUGUGUCCACAGGACUGAGAACUGCACCAGUUUAUUCUCUUCAUGUGGUUGAUUUUCAUGAAUAUGCAAACUUUAAUGUUUAACCUGACACAAGGUUGAGUGGAUUCUGGCUGAGACCUGUUUGUAUAAACAAACUAAGCUCCCUAAUGUGAUGAGUUAGAAUUACGUUCCCCCAUAUACUGUGGUUAAAGUUUGUUGUACAUAAACUUGCAUGAGUGUUCAAGCACAAUGACGCAAUUAAAAAGAGAGAAAGUAACCGGCUGGCUUUAUAUUUAUGCAGGUGUCAAAAUAUGUCGUACUUGUUUGUUCAUUCAUUUGUGUAUGAAUUAAAAAUGUGGGGAAAUA